AUGCAAAACUCAAGAACAAAAGCAGAGCAGCAGCUACAUAAAGCGAAACUCGCCAACAGCUACCAGCAAUUGCUGAACCAGUUUGAGAGCAAAGACCUUACGCAUGUCGGCAACUACACCGUCGGCCGACUGGUGGGGAAAGGCAGUUUCGGCAAGGUAUAUCUUGCGCGGAACGAUCUCAUAAAUGGCUCAAAGGUUGUGCUGAAGGCCUCGAGUAAGGAAGAUCAUAAUCUGGCAAAAGAGGUCCAUUGGCACCGUCAAUUCGUACACCCUCAUAUCGCGCGACUAUACGAGGUCAUAGUCACCGAACUCAAUGUAUACCUCGUCCUCGAGUACUGCCCCGGAAACGAACUCUAUGACCACAUCUGCCGUCACGGGCCUCUAGCCGUCGAGAAGGCCCAAAAGAUCUUCACACAGCUCGUUGGAGCCGUCGCAUACAUCCAUUCCAAGUCCUGUGUCCAUCGCGACCUGAAGCUCGAGAAUGUGCUACUUGACAAGCGCGAUAAUGUCAAGCUCAUUGACUUCGGCUUCACAAGAGAAUAUGAGGGCAAGGCCAGCUACCUGCAGACCUUCUGUGGUACUGUAUGCUACAGUGCACCGGAAAUGCUCAAGGGCGAGAAGUACGCCGCCGAAAAGGUCGAUGUCUGGAGUCUGGGCAUAAUUCUGUUCGCGCUGCUAAAGGGCGAGUUGCCCUUUGACGAAGACGACGAUGCUAUCACAAAAGAGAACAUCCUAAAAGAAGAUCCGAAAUUCCCAGACACGUUCCCGGAAGCUGCAACUACCCUGAUCCGGAAGAUGCUGUCAAAACGGUCGUUCCACCGGCCAACCCUGGCGGAUGUGCUUGCCGACCCGUUUCUGGUUAACGACGCCCCAGCGCAACAAGCAAUCCUCAAGCUCUCACAACCCGCGCCUUUCACGACAGAGUUGGAAAAGCACACCCUGGAACGGCUUAAGUCCGCGGGUGUUGAUAUCGACAAAGUCAUCGAAAGCGUCCUGGCGCAACGUUGCGAUGCUCUGGCAGGAUGGUGGACCCUUCUUUACGAGAAAGAACAACGUAAAGAAGUGCGGCGAGAGAAGAAACGCAAGGAAAGGGAUGCAGAAAUGAAACUUUUGCGACGUUUGAGCGGCGCAUCUGGUAGAUUCAGUACCACUCAACCAACUCUCCCUGAAGUGGACGAAGAGGGUGCGCCAGGUCAUCAAACGAACGGCUUGCGCACUCGGAGCAACAGUAGGGGCCGAAGAAACAGGCGCAGCACACCGCAAAUCCUUGUUAGCGACUUGCCGCAGCUGCCAGAGGGCAGCCCAAUGUAUUCUCCGGGUGCUAUGACACCACCCAAACCCGUCGACAAGGACAGUAUCCGAUCCCGAAGCACCUCGCGGACGGCAAGGCCUCCUCUCCCGCCCAAAAGCGCGUCACGAGAAUGGAAGCGACGAAGCUCAAACCUGCAGUUAGUCACCUCAAAUUCCGAUAUGCUUGGUCCGGCCAAUGGAAUCAAUAAGCGCGGCGGUCAGACGCGAGCUGGCAGACAGAGAAGAAACAAUCAGUUUCUCAACCAGCUCUCUAAUCUCAAGCAUUGGUUUGUCGAGUCCACCAAACGAGCCAGAAGCCCGUUGGGCAAGCUUGACUCUCGAGGUUCAGGCUCACAGAAAUCUCCUAUCAGCUCCAAGAUAACCCUCACCCCUGACAAACAGAGAUCGCAACCUCAACUCUCUCUCCACACACCUCUGAGCCCGGGCGAACGCCCAACACACGACCGCGCUCUUUCCGGCACCUCCAGUGUUAUGACUCGCAACUCCUCCUACGGCAAUACUUUGACACCUGUCACUUCCGCAAAUCAGGUUAACGGCGUGGCCAAACUCGACACCUCCCGGCAUCAUCAAAAGACUGGCUCAAACGGUACACGCGCCUCACUUUCCCCGUCUCCUCUGACACCCCGUGGCUCUCAAUCCCGCCGCCUUUCUUCCGGCCCUGGCCUACGAGGUCGCAAAUCAACCUCGUCCUCUGUGUCUUCUAUUCGCAGCAUGCCCCGGCACGCGGGCCACAGUAAGGCCUCCUCCCAAUCCAGCAACAGUAUGGACACGAUCCAUUCACCCAGUGCCAGUCGUACAUCUUCUCUGCUUCACCACACUUCACGCUCACCACACCAUUCUCUCAAAGUUCUGCCCGCUGGUCCUGUCUUCAGCUCUAGCGGCCGGCUGGUACGUACCGGUGGCGAUGACGCCUCUUCUGGACAUUCAAGCCAAGCUCCGAUAUCUAAAUUCAACGAAGCGAUGAUUGGCUCGAAUGCAGGCGGCGUCAUGUUCGCACGCCGCAAGAAGACGGCGUUUAAAGGGCCGAACCUGAGUGCGGGACUGUUUGGCCAGAGUGUAACUGCGCCGCUUGGAAGCCCAGCGAUCUUCGGCCGGCAACGUGAAGGGAGCGAUGGCACCACGAAUCGGAUUUUUGGGCGCAGAAAAAGCGGAAAUGCUGUCGGUGCGGCUGUCGCUGGCGCCGGCGCCGGAGCAGGAGCAGCGACUCUCGGCAUCCCUGAAGAGCAAGAAGAGACACCGGGCAAGCGCAAGAGUGUUAUCGUCGAGGAGGACGAGGAGGAAGAGGAAGCUGCGAUGAAUCACCACAGCAGCAGAAACAGGCCGGCGCAUGCGCACAGCGGCAUCCUUGAGGAAGAAGAUGAAGAGGAGGACGAGGACGUUGAGGAAGUCGACACCUUUGACGAACCCGUGCUCCACCCUGGCGAACGCUUAGACUCCAUCACCUUCAUUGAAGAUCCUCCCGUUCUCGGCAAGGACAUUGGUGCCGGCCUUCGCAAGUAUUCCAGCCAGGCGCUUGUUAUGAGCCCCGCCGAGACGCCACUAGAAACACCUAAAAUCAGCAUUGAUGGCACUGCCGGCACCACAGGGCCCAACAGCCCGGGCACUGCCAGCGAGAUUGGUGUCGGCCAGAGCGCCAGUACGCCCAGGCUGGACUUGGGAAGGGAGUGGUCGAAGUGA
Molecule: messenger RNA, 2988 nt
Organism: Cyphellophora europaea CBS 101466
Lineage: Eukaryota; Fungi; Ascomycota; Eurotiomycetes; Chaetothyriales; Cyphellophoraceae
Exons: 1
Coding region: 1-2988 (995 amino acids)
Biological process (GO): intracellular signal transduction; protein phosphorylation
Cellular component (GO): cytoplasm
Molecular function (GO): protein serine/threonine kinase activity; ATP binding
Source: RefSeq, a predicted model, not a curated record